AGUUUAGGUCCCUCCAAAACUCUUCGUCCAACUCAAGAGCCACCAGUACCAUUCUCCACCACCCCAACAAACACAUAGCCACAAACUGAAACUCAGAGUCCAAAGGUACAAAGUGUAAAAAGAAACAGAGCUAAUCCAUCUCUCUACGUCUUUUAAGAGACUCCCCCUUCUUGAUUCUUACGAAAAUUUCUCACCUUUUAUCCUUCAAAUGGAUUGUUGGUCUCCUUCUCUCGCAAUGGAUGAUGAGUUUGAGAAGCUCGUGAUUCGAAUGAACCCUCCGAGGUUUAUAGCCACAUGGGUAUGUGAUGCUGUUUCUUUUUCGAUCCUUUGAAUUGCAGGGUUACUGUCGAUAAUGCGUCGAGCAGGAAAGCCACUUUGAUUAAGGUCGAUAGUGCAAAUAAGCGAGGUAGCUUGUUGGAGGUGGUUCAGGUUUUGACUGAUUUGGAUCUUAUAAUUAGACGAGCUUACAUUUCUUCUGAUGGGGAAUGGUUCAUGGAUGUGUUUCAUGUCACAGAUCAACAUGGGAAUAAGCUCUCGGAGGAUGAUGUGGCUGAACGAAUCCAACAGUCGCUGGGACCAAGAGCACGCAGCUUCCGGUCCUUGAGACGGUCUGUAGGUGUCCAAGCUGCUGCAGAAAACACAACCAUAGAAUUGACAGGAAGAGACCGCCCAGGCUUGCUUUCAGAAGUUUUCGCUGUUCUCACUGACCUCAAAUGUAACGUGGUGGCUGCAGAAGUCUGGACCCACAAUUCACGAAUGGCAUCAGUUGUUUACAUAACAAAUGAAGCUACCGGAUUACCUAUUGAUGAUCCUGAUAGACUCGCUAAGAUCAAACAUCUCCUCCUAUAUGUUCUGAAGGGAGAUAGAGAUAAACGGAGUGCAAAUACGGCUGUAUCUGUGGGUUCCACUCACAAGGAAAGGAGGUUGCACCAAAUGAUGUACGCUGAUCGUGAUUACGAUAUGGAUAAUGCCGAUUGUGGAUCACCAAGUGAACGAAGCAAACCUCUUGUAACAGUAGAAAAUUGUGCAGAUAAGGGAUACACAGUUGUGAACUUGAGGUGCCCUGACCGCCCUAAGCUGCUCUUUGAUACUGUGUGCACAUUAACAGAUAUGCAGUAUGUUGUAUAUCAUGCGACUAUCAUAGCUGAAGGGCCAGAGGCUUAUCAGGAAUAUUAUAUCAGGCAUGUGGAUGGGUCCCCUAUUAGUUCUGAAGCAGAGAGGCAAAGAGUGAUCAACUGCCUGGAGGCAGCUAUUAGAAGGAGAACUCCUGAGGGUAUGAGACUAGAACUUUGUAGUGACGACAGGGUUGGCCUUUUGUCUGAAGUGACCCGCAUAUUUAGGGAAAAUGGUCUCUCGGUCACUCGAGCAGAGGUAACGACCAGGGGUUCACAGGCUGUGAAUGUUUUCUAUGUGAUUGAUGCAUCAGGACAUCCAGUGAAGAGCGAAACGAUUGAAGUAGUUAGAAAAGAGAUUGGACUGACUAUACUCCGAGUGAAGGACGAUGCUCAAUCAACUCCUCCCCAAGAAAAUGGGAGAUUCUCUUUGGGUAAUCUGUUUCGAUCUAGAUCAGAGAAGUUCCUUUACAACUUAGGUUUAAUAAAAUCCUAUUCUUGAGCAGCUUAUUAGCUGAAAGUAGGUUGUUUCAGGUUGUGUACAUUGUUAGUAUAGUUUGGCAUAGCAGCAAAGAUUAUAGGUUUAGGUCAAUCAGGUGUUGAUCUUUGGAUGAUUCCUGGACUUGCAGCAAAUUUCAAGUUGUAAAUCUUCAUGUGAAUAUCUUUUCAUAUAACUGUUGUAUUUCUGUGUGGGGAAUCUAUGAGCCAUGGGCAUAAACAAGAAAUUUCAAUGUCAUAUCAGGGAGCAGCCAGGACAAGGCUCUUUGUCUCA
Molecule: messenger RNA, 1884 nt
Organism: Manihot esculenta (cassava)
Lineage: Eukaryota; Viridiplantae; Streptophyta; Magnoliopsida; Malpighiales; Euphorbiaceae
Product: ACT domain-containing protein ACR4
Exons: 7
Coding region: 493-1614 (373 amino acids)
Source: RefSeq, a predicted model, not a curated record